Molecule: messenger RNA, 406 nt
Organism: Racocetra fulgida
Lineage: Eukaryota; Fungi; Glomeromycota; Glomeromycetes; Diversisporales; Gigasporaceae
Source: the annotation of a GenBank genome assembly
AUGACCUUAUUGGAAGUUAAUAUCCAACAAAAAAACAUUCGACAACUUGGUUCUGAUGCUGUUAAAUUUAAUCGCAUUGAUCUUAUUGUUGUGAGAAAAAUUAUUGGCUAUAUUCUAAUAUUCCUUAUAGAAUGGAUUCCUACGAUAGUUUAUUUCGUUGCUCAAAUGGCUCUAGUAUGUAUGAAUGUGCAGGAUUGGACGAAUAAAUACGAUUCAUCCGACAAGUCUGGUACUGUUAGAAAUACCAAUACCAAUGAAAGUGGUGCUUUCAUCUUAAAUAGCACUAGUAAAACCAGCAGCAACAAUCAAGAAUUAUAUCCUCAAAUAACAGUUCAUAAUACUAUUACAAUUGAAAAAGAAAAUUUUGCUUCUAGUUCAUCAACUUUGGAUUUACCAAAUCAGGAAC